AUGAGCUAUCAAGCAGUAACCUCCGAUGAGGAAGACCAAAACCGCCCGGAGCGCGAAGUGAAAACGCUUAACAACAUUAGAGGAUGGUACUUGUACUGCUUUUCAAGCGAACCCUUUAUUGUGUCUGCAGUUUCGACAUAUGUACCCCUGUUGUUAGAGCAAUUCGCUCGGAUAAAUGGUGUGCUAGUAAAGGAUCAUUCUGUGAAGUGCGGUAGCUCAGAUGAGAAGUGCGUUUUGGGCCUUCUCAACAAUUCCGUCUUUAUCGAUACUUCUAGCUUUGCGCUUUACACAUUUUCCGCUAGCGUCUUGUUUCAAGCGGUCCUAGUGAUUUCGAUAUCAGGCCUAGUAGAUAUGUGGAAUUCUGUGAAAUUCAGGAAAAAUGUUCUGAUUGCCUUUGGUGUUUGCGGUGCCCUUUCAACAAUUGCGAUAAGCCAGCUUUCGUCUUCACAAUAUUAUUCGUUAGCACUCUUGAGCAUCCUUGCAAACUGCUGCUACGGAGUAGUCAACGUGGUUGGUAACUCCCUGCUUCCCGGGUUCGUCCGUGAUUUGAUUGACUACAACUCGCAUUUCAAAAAUAGUACUGUUGAAGAUGUCACGUCGGUAACUAGUGGACGAGGUUCUGGUGUGGGUUAUAUUGGCGCGCUUAUAGUUCAGGUCUGUUCGAUAUUUUUGGUGAGGAUGAGCAAAGCUCAUGAUAAUAUCCAAGUCGCAGUCUUAUUAGUGGGGAUAUGGUGGCUGGCAUGGCAGUUUCCCCUGACGUGGCUUCUUCAGGAUAUCAUUCCACCACUAAUUGAAGACGAACAGCUACAAAUAAGACCAUCUCCAAAAUAUCUCACUUAUGGUUGGAAGUCACUCUAUGAGGCUUUGAAACAUGCGAGACUUCUGAGGGACGUUAUGAUUUUCUUGUUGGGUUGGUUUAUCAUCUCUGACUCAAUAACUACCAUCAACUCAACUGCCAUUUUAUUUGCGAAAACUGAACUAAAAAUGGGGACGCUCGGGCUCAUUAUGGUUAGCAUACUUUCUCUUCUCAGUGGCAUUGCGGGCGCAUUUCUCAUUCCGCAAGUGUUAUCCUAUCAACUCAAGCAGCCGCCGCAGCGCAUGAUGAUGUCUAUCAUAGGCUGGGCGAGUGUUAUCCCGCUUUAUGGCACCCUUGGGUUCUUCUUUGACUCUGUUGGGCUGAAGCACAAAGGUGAAAUGUAUAUGAUGGCCAUAUGGUACGGCAUUGCGAUGGGAGGGUUAUCAGCAGUUUCACGAACUAUCUUCAGCUUGAUAAUCCCUAGCGGGAAAGAAUCCACAUUUUUCAGCCUUUUUAGCCUCACUGACAAGGGCUCCUCGGUUCUAGGGCCUUUUUUGGCAGGUUUGAUAACCGACAAAACGCAUAAUAUCAGAUACUCGUUUUACUUGCUACUUUUCCUUCUUUUGAUCUCUUUGCCAGUUUUCGGCAUGUUGAACAUAGAGAGAGGGAAAAAAGAAGCUAGAGAACUCGGGGAUAUUCAAACAUUAAAUGAUUAG
This is a messenger RNA of Lachancea thermotolerans CBS 6340, 1512 nucleotides long. It is a transcript of the gene ATG22, whose product is annotated as Atg22p. Bases 1 to 1512 code for a protein of 503 amino acids. NCBI's taxonomy places the organism in Eukaryota, Fungi, Ascomycota, Saccharomycetes, Saccharomycetales, Saccharomycetaceae. The transcript has a single exon. The record is from RefSeq and is a predicted model, not a curated record. Gene Ontology annotation, biological process: amino acid transmembrane export from vacuole.